Messenger RNA from Exophiala oligosperma, 1017 nucleotides. RefSeq lists its product as uncharacterized. The record is from RefSeq and is a predicted model, not a curated record. Bases 1 to 1017 code for a protein of 338 amino acids. The transcript has 4 exons. Lineage: Eukaryota; Fungi; Ascomycota; Eurotiomycetes; Chaetothyriales; Herpotrichiellaceae.
AUGUUCAGAACGAUAAGUACUGCCUCUCUGAGCAGGGCGAGGACCAAUGCAUCCCAGAAGUCCAUUUCCCACACUGAAUCCGCCGUCGAGCGCGAGGAAAGAGCACUUGCAGAACUCAAAGAACUAUGCCGCAGAAAUUCUGUAACCUGGCCAAAGAGCGAACUGGUGCGAGAAUAUGCCCCGGAUGACAAUUUCGAGGAGUCAAAUCUUUUGCGUUACUUACGAGCACGGAAACACGACGUCCAUACCGCAUUCAAGCAAUAUGCUGCAUCGGCAAAAUGGCGCCAUGAUAUCCAGCUAGAGAAGACUUAUGAUGAUGUCGGCAUCACGAGAUUUGAGACUGUCAGACGACUGCAACCUCAAUGGACCGGCCACCGAGAUGCUACCGGAGUACCUAUCAUGGUAUAUGUCGUGUCUCAAGUCGAAGCAGACGACAUCCUUGCAUUGCAUAAGACGGACCCGGCAUUGUCAAGUAUCUUCCUUGCCGCCGAAUACGUGACACAAUUUGUGCAGCCAUUAUGCGGAAAGUUACAGCACGAACGUAUCAAUACCUCGAUCAACAUCAUCGAUUUGUCGCACGUUGGGGUGUCACCUUUCUGGAGGCUACGGAAGCUUCUUAGUACUGCUAGCAACAUGGCGACAGCUCACUAUCUAGAGACCGUAAAAAGAAUAUAUGUCGUCGGUGCUCCGAACUUCUUCCCUACUAUCUGGCGAUUCAUAACCAUCUGCUUUGAACCUGCAACCACAAGAAAAAUAGCAGUCCUUGGUCAUGGGGAGUGUGCAACGAUUUUGCGCCAUGACCCCGGACCUGAAAACGUGCCGAAGCGCUUUGGCGGGGAUCUGUACUGGGAAUUUGGUGGCUCCCCUGAGCUCAGUCCAGAUGCUAAGUCGUUAAGCAAAAAGUGGGUUGACAAAUGGGUGGAGGGUCCGUUGCGGAUCAUCGACGGUCCUGGUGAACAGUGGAGGAUCAUUGCUGUAGGGUCACAGAAUGGCGAGUUAAGAAGAGAGGAGUUAUAG